This is a messenger RNA of Paecilomyces variotii, 1078 nucleotides long. RefSeq lists its product as hypothetical. Gene Ontology annotation, biological process: mycotoxin biosynthetic process. The transcript has 2 exons. NCBI's taxonomy places the organism in Eukaryota, Fungi, Ascomycota, Eurotiomycetes, Eurotiales, Thermoascaceae. Bases 34 to 846 code for a protein of 270 amino acids. The record is from RefSeq and is a predicted model, not a curated record.
CAUUCAGAUAGAUGAAUCUCUCUCUCUCCAUCGAUGUUCCAUCCUAUCUGCAUCUCAACUAGAGAACCCCAAGAGAAAGAGAGGAAAAACACGAGUCAAGCCUCAAUAAUGGCCAAACACGAAUCCUCAAAUCCCAAUACCUGGCGAAUUCCCUUCUUGAUCACAGCAACCCUACUCCUCGUUCUCGUCUCAGCAGAAAUCUACUUCCGAAUCAUCCCAGACAACAUUGAAAACGUCGGAGCGAGCCUCCUAACCCCCAAACCAUCCCCUUCACAUCAAACCCCAACAGAAGACGACACAACAAUCGGUUCCGUUUUCCGAAAAAUCGACAUUCUCGAAGAUAUGGGUCCCGCAGGAGACGAGGCGUGGGAUUCACUCCUCUUACCGAAAAGAGGGGGCUAUAUAUUCGCACGACCGGAGGAUCCUGCUUCGAACGAAGCAGAGCCGUGGGGUAUUACUAUGUUUCAUAGUUUGCAUUGUCUGGGUAUGCUACGAAGUGCGAUUCAGGAACAGCAGGGUUCGAAUAGUUCAAAUGCGCAUGUGCAUAAUCAUAAUCAUGCGAGGAGGGAUGGAGUCGAAGAUGUUAACCAUACGGUCCAUUGUCUAUCUUAUCUUGCUCAGGCACUGACGUGCUGUGGGGAUGGCACUCUUGAGAAAGCGAUUCAUCUGGAUGAGCCAGAUAGACGCUUUGCCAUUAAUGGACAGGGCGUGUGGCAUCAGUGUCGAGAUACGAGUUUGUUAUGGGAUAUUACUAUGAAAUCGACGCGUGAGCCGGUUGAUAGAUGGGUUUCGAGGAGAGGUGAGACGGUCUAUAGUGUUUGGGGUAAGGGGGGUCGGACGAACUAGGGCAGAAGUGUUGGAAGGGUUGGAGUAGAGAAGGUUGUUUGCUUCUUUGGCUUUCUCCUUUCUCUUGUUGUGUAGGUAAAUAUUGUUUUGGAUUAUCGGUAAUAUUCUAUCUUAUCAUUUCGGACAGUUUGAUCCAUCGUCUUGUUCCCCGCAUGCGUGACCCCACAUAAGUAAGUAGUGUCAAGAGUGACAUAAUUUAUCUUCAAUGAACGUCUGUUAUAACUCAGUAAAU